AUGGAGGAGGAUGAGACUCUGUGGAGGACCCUGAAGAGGGAAAAGCUGAAAGAAGAAGACAAAGUGUUUGAGUGUGCCUACGCUCGGCUGGUCAUGCCAUGGUACGGCGUCCCCGAGCCCUGCGAGCACCAGCCUCUGCACAUGUUGCUCAGCAAGGAGUUUGACUUCGUAAUUGACCGCAUCAUUGAGAGGUCCAGAGACUUUGACGUCUGCCAGGCGGUGGUGGGCUCCAUUAGGAUUCUGACCCAGCACUUGCAUAAUGCUAAGCAGCCCGACAGAGAGCUCUUUUUCAGCUCCUUGACUGUGGAAAUGGAAGUUCUCAGAGAGCUUUCCGAUGCACUGAUACGCAACCUUUUGCCCAAUUCUUUCUGGAGGCAAGAACUCAACCGUUGUGCCUUAAAUGAGAUUGUUGCCGUAAAGGGGUUAGGGCUGUUGGUGAACUGGCUGUCUGACCCCGACAAUCUGAACCAGCUGGUGGUGAAUCAGCUCGACAGCGUUGCCCUGAAGAGAUCUGCAGAGGAGCAGCGUGCAUCUGACCCAGAUCGGGCCUCUCUUGCUUCACAGGAGGGUGACAGCGACGGUGAAUUGAGCAUGCAUGGAGUCGAGAAUUCAACAGGCUUUGAUGUCCGAUGCAAAAGGAGAGGCAAGAGAAUAAGGGCAGGAUGGUGCAAAUUUUUGGACAAGAUGAAGACUAGGAAAGCCAAGAAGAAGAAAAUGAAAAAGAUGGAGCAGGACCUACUUAUGACAAUCAUGGCGGCCCAGAGGAACACGUCCGAGGACAAUGCCAGCAGCAGAAGUGGAUCAUUUCUCAACCGAGAUGACUCUGAAAGGGACGACAGCGAUCUGGAGGACUACCUGGCAAGCGUCCAAGAGGACCUGAUAGAAUUCAAGUUGUCUUAUGAGAUGUGGCGUGUUGGCUGCUGGACCGUCAGCAUCCCUCAUGUUGACUUGGAGGAAGAGGAGUUGACCUUUACUGUGCACUUGGAGGAAAAAGACAGCCCUGAAAAUUUACAAUGGGACGUCAAGAAGACCUACAUGGAUGUUGUUCAUUUCCGCAACAGAUGGCAGGACUCAACCAGCCUUCCUACAAUCUUAAAGCUGGAGGAGUCCAACGUUAACGAUGAGGUUAAAGAAGAGGCCAGAACUUCAGUUGAACACUUCCUGCAGGAAUUGGUUUCAGAUGAAGCGAUUGGCCACAGUCAGCCUGUUUUUCAGUUCUUGUGUCCUCUUGACAAACUGCUGAAUGAAGAGGAGCAUUAUGAAGGCGUGUGGGGCCUGCUCAGUGGCUUGGCCUACUUCCUCACUCCAGGCCAAGAAGAAGAGGAGAACUCUAACUCACAGACAGAAGUCCCUAAAGAAAACCCAGCGCCAGAUCCACAUCCAGAACCCACAACACUUGCUGUAGAGAACCAUUAUAAUUCUACAGAGGACGGCAGAGACUUCCCUAGUUCUCCAUUCCCAACUAUUGUUGUCUCCCAGUAUAAUUCGCCUCCACAGCAGCCGGAGGAGGCAGAAACAAAUCCUGCUCUACAGCCUGCUGUUUACUCCUGCUCUUCACAUAAAAACUGCUCCCAAGACAAAUCAGAGGACUGUGAUAACACCUUUACAUCUCACUUUAAAAUGGUCAUCAAAGGACUGACCAGAUCCAGGUCGCAAGAGUCUCUGGCAAAGUGCAGCUGCGAUGAGGAGCAGCUUGACGAAACGGCAGGCUUGCAGCAGGAGGGCGUAGAGGGGCAGCCGUGGCUCAGUUUCAGCGCAAAGCUGAAUAAAAAGGAGAAGAUGGGUUUCCGAACGUCAGCAGGAGCAAACAAGACCAAAGGAAAGGAGACUCAGGGCGCUCUGCAGAGAGGAGACGAGUCUCAGAGAGGCCAAGCUAACUGGGAGCAGCUGGAGGCAACCAAAGCAAUAUUUGAUCUGCUGAAAGAAAUAUCUGGCAACUCCAUUCUCAUGAACAUCUUUGAUGCCAUUUUGAAACCCGUCAUGCCCAUCUUAAAGAAAAAGGUGAACACUUUCCUAAACAAGUUGAACCCAUCAGAAGAGCAGAUGACUGCAUACAUCAACGCCCUGUGUAAUAAAUUGCGGCCGGGGACUGAACACUCGGCAUUGCCUCUUCCUCCUCUUCCUCCUCGCUCCGAUGAGGAGAAGAAAGAAACCAAAGAUCGAGCGCACAACCUCAUCAACGCCCGAUAUUCCAGGUACCUUGUGCUGAAGAAGACUGAUGUGGAGUCAGUUUUUAAUAUUUUCCAGAACAUUGCUCCUCCAGACCAGCAGGUGGCGCGCCGGGGUUGGACGCAGUAUCCACCCUCUUCUUUGCUUUUCAACAUGUCUGCGCCCUGUAGGAUGCUGCUGACGGCGUGA
Molecule: messenger RNA, 2358 nt
Organism: Nematolebias whitei (Rio pearlfish)
Lineage: Eukaryota; Metazoa; Chordata; Actinopteri; Cyprinodontiformes; Rivulidae
Exons: 15
Coding region: 1-2358 (785 amino acids)
Cellular component (GO): intracellular membrane-bounded organelle; early endosome membrane
Molecular function (GO): phosphatidylinositol binding
Source: RefSeq, a predicted model, not a curated record